This is a messenger RNA of Cyprinodon variegatus (sheepshead minnow), 4158 nucleotides long. RefSeq names its product folliculin interacting protein 1 (gene fnip1). The transcript has 18 exons. Bases 1 to 3693 code for a protein of 1230 amino acids. Gene Ontology annotation, cellular component: cytoplasm. NCBI's taxonomy places the organism in Eukaryota, Metazoa, Chordata, Actinopteri, Cyprinodontiformes, Cyprinodontidae. The record is from RefSeq and is a predicted model, not a curated record. Gene Ontology annotation, molecular function: protein-folding chaperone binding; ATPase inhibitor activity.
AUGCCACCGACUCUCUUUCACAAACUUUUUAACAAGAAAAAUGCGUUGUCUCCCCCACCGAGAUGUAGCAAGGAGGGCCCAGCUUUCAGCUGGCCGCUUCCCCAGCUGGAGCCCAGUCAGAUCAGACUCAUCGUGUACCAGGACUGUGAGAGGCGCGGCAGAAAUGUUCUCUUUGACUCCAAUGCCAAGAAAAGGGGCACAGAGGAAACCCCAGUUACCAGCACCGAAGCCCAGAUGAAGAUGUUUGGGAAAUGCUGUCAGCUCCGUCCAACUCGAGGCAGCAGCAGUUCCCUAGACAGCUCCUCUUCAUGCACUUCUGAAAGGGAAUCCAAAGAACCUGGCCAGCGUUUCCAGGGUUCGAGGUGUUCGUCUGAUGUGGUCAUGUUGGGGGAGAUGAUGUUUGGAUCCGUAGCUAUGAGCUACAAAGGCUCCACUCUCAAAAUUCAUCAGAUCAGAUCGCCACCUCAGCUAAUGCUGAGUAAGGUCUUCACCGCCAGGACAGGAGGCAGUGUAUACGGCAGUCUGAACACGUUGCAAGACAGCCUGGAGUUCAUUGGACCAGAAAGCAACACCUUGAGGCCGGAUCAACAUGUGGGAAACAACAGCCUUUUAGGAAGCAUAGGAUUUUCUCAGCUCUGCAGCCCUCGACGGGCCUUCUCUGAACAAGGCCCGCUGCGCCUCAUCAAGAGCGCAUCUUUCUUUUCAGGCCACAGCCACCCUAUGGACAUGCCAGGCCGAGGUCCACAUGACGAGAGGGAUAGUGGGAUUGCCAGGUCAGCAUCUCUGAGCAGCCUAUUGAUCACUCCCUUCCCUUCCCCUGGCUCCUCGUUGACCAGCAGCUGCGCUUCCAGCUACCAGCGCCGAUGGCUCCGCAGUCAAACUACCAGCCUGGAGAACGGUGUAUUUCCACGAUGGUCAGUGGAGGAGAGCUUCAACAUGUCUGAUGAAAGUGGAGGUCAAAGCCUCGGGGCGAUGCGGAAGAAGAAGAUUGCCAUCGGAGUCAUCUUCACCCUGUCGCCGAACCCCGAAGAAAGCAGCCGCUUCCAGGAUUUUUUCUUCUCCCACUUCCCACUGUUUGAAAGUCACAUGAACAAGCUGAAGAGUGCCAUUGAACAGGCCAUGAAGAUAAGUCGGCGGUCAGCAGAUGCCAGUCAGAAAGCCCUGGCUUACAGCCGAAUGGUGGAUGGACUCAACGAGUUCAGGAUGACCAUCUGUGACCUCUACACGAUGCCCCGCGUGGCCGAGCCAGUCUGGUUGACUAUGAUGUCCGGAGCAUCUGAGAAGAACCAGCUUUGCGGCCACUUCAUGAAGGAGCUGGCUUUAAUGAUGGAGCAGGCCUCCAAGAACCAGUUCCUUCCUGCAUUACUAACAGCCAUCCUGACCAAUCACUUGGCCUGGGUGCCCACAGUUAUGCCCAAUGGGCAGCCUCCUAUAAAGAUCUUCCUUGAGAAGCACUCCUCCCAGAGUGUAGACAUGCUGGCAAAGACACAUCCGUACAACCCCCUGUGGGCACAGCUUGGAGACCUAUAUGGAGCCAUUGGGUCUCCGGUGCGGCUAUCGAGAACGGUGGUAGUCGGGCGCAGACAGGAGCUGGUCCAGAGGCUCCUGUAUGUCCUCACAUACUUCAUCCGCUGCUCAGAGCUGCUAGAGACCCACAUGCUGGACAGUGCUGAGGAUGAAGCUAUCGUCAUACCUGGCUCCCUUAUCACCACCUCACUUAGAAAAGGGGAGGUGGAGGAGUCGGACUAUGUCCUGGUUACUGUCCACAAACCUAGUGGAGACUAUCUGUCCCAAGGGGCACACUGUCAGCAAACUGAGGCUGAAGACAGCAGCUACCGUUCAGACAACAGCCUCCAGAGCAGUACAUACACUGACAUGGAGGUAGAUCACAGCUCUAGUGAAGCACCCAAAGAAGAAGAUGAGGAUGAUGAGGAGGACGGUAAUCUGAGUCAAGGGUCCAGGAGUAGUGUUCUUCAAUCCAGGCCCAGUGAGGAUACGGCUUCUCAUAUCAGAACGGCAGAAGUUGCUGAACCCAGAGAGCUGCAGCUGGAGUCCAGCGACCCUCUGAUACCCGAGGUCCCAGUGGAGAGGGUGCUGCGACUUGGCAUGGCAGCCUCUCCUAGGCAGCAGGGCUCCGUUCUAGAGGCAGAGACCACGAGUGACCUGAAACUUGUUGAUUCAUCGUUGCCUUUAGAGCUCACAUCCACUUCAUCUAUUUCCUCUGGGACUGUUGUCUGUAAUAAUGCUGAAGCUGAGGUGGAUACUUCAGUAGGAAGCCAAACCAGUAAAAUGCAGGUCCCUUGGCCCUCAGGAGCCAGCUUGGCAAAGAAGCCCCCUGAUAAGAGCUCUGCUGGAGCAAUGCCAGUACCCGUCUUACCUGGAAACGCUGCAGUAGGACCAAUGGCUUUGGCUGAGGACGAAGAGCCAGCUACUAAAGUGACUUUCCUUAUUGGAGACUCCAUGUCUCCUGAGUCGGACACAGAAAGCCGCAGACUAAAGAUGGAGGUGGAAAUCAAAAAACACAAACAAUAUCUGCAGAGAGGAGCACAUUCUAAGACCAUCAACACCGGUGCAGCUGAGGACCAAACCAAUCAGACCAAGGCCACCACAGCUCUGCAGCGGGUAUCUAACAAGAUCCCCCCGUGGAGCAGCAAAUGUGCGGACUAUUGUAAUAACUGUUUUAGCUCAGAGAACCCUUUGGAGACGAGGACUAUACACAACCAGGAGACGACCACAGACAGUAUGCACAAACAUUUACUAUAUCCGUCUGGGAUUCAACGACUUCUUGACCUGGGGGAUCACAGUUGUCAAAGUGCACUAAAUAAUCCAGAUUUGGGCUCAGGCAGGAAGGGGAACACGUCUUCUUUUCAGAGGAGGUGCAGGUGUAGCUCUACAGACUCCUCUGACACCUGCUGCUGCAGAAGCUGUCCUGCAGAGGAGGACAAGGAUCCAAGGCGGGGCGUCUCUCUCCGCCAGGAAGGAAAUGACUGCAACAAGGACCAAAAGUGCCAGGCAGCCUCUGUCAAUGACUGGGAAAUACCACGCAAUGAGAGCUCCGAUAGCGCACUGGGAGACAGCGAGAGCGAGGAGACGGAGGACUGGCAGGAGGAGGUGCUGGUUCCCUUCCCUGGGGCAAAAUUGGUCGAGAACUACUCUAAGCCCACCAUCGCCAAUUUUGGUCGCUCUCUUUUUGGAGGUUACUGCCCCACCUAUGUUCCAGACUUUGUACUGCAUGGGAUCCCGAGUGAUGAGAAACUACGGCAAAGCCUCAUGACGGAGUUAAACCAUGCUGUUCAGCAUCCUGUUUUGGAUGAGCCUAUUGCCGAGGCCGUCUGCAUUAUAGCAGACACAGACAAGUGGACUGUCCAGGUGGCCAGCAGUCAGAGGAGAGUCACCGAUCCAACCAAGCUAGGAAAAGAAGUGUUGGUCUCCAGCCUGGUUUCCAACAUAUUGCAGUCCACCUAUCAGCUCUACAAGCUAAACCUUUCCCCUAACUUUUGUAUAAUGCACCUUGAGGACCGCCUGCAGGAAAUUUAUUUUAAGAGUAAGAUGCUUGCUGAGUAUUUAAAAGGCCAGACAAGAGUCCAUGUGAAAGAGCUCGGCAUGGUGUUGGGGAUUGAGUCCAGUGACCUACCACUGUUGGCUGCAGUAGCUAGCACUCACUCCCCUUACGUCGCCCAGAUCUUACUAUGAGACUAUGGGAUGUUCAGAUCCUAAAGACCAGUCAGGAGGCGCAUUUUUGCCCUUCUUAAAUAGCCGUCCAUACCUGUACAUCUCUACCUGACCUGUAUUUACACCCAGCAUAGGAGUUUGGCCUGAUCCCCAGUGUUCUACAUCGUCAUCGGCUUCACAGCAAUGCAACAUUUGACCACAUGGUGGCGGCAGAUAAUAAAAAAUGGAGCAAAGCGGAGCGGAUGACUAAAGCAUCUCUGAUAUGGACUGAAUGUUUAUCUUUUUCUUUUCUUUUUUUUUUUAAACAAAACUUUUUUAUUAUUAUUUUGGAAACAAAAGCCAAAGACUAUAAAUGUAUCAGAGUGAAAUCUAACUUUUAUGUUAAUUACACAACUGCUUUCAUUUCCAGUACAAUCCUAAACAUGGAAAUUAAACAAAUAGAUACCAUGUUAAAACUGAAACAAAAUUUCUCUGGAUGUUUUUUUU